Ficedula albicollis (Collared flycatcher) is the source of this 1365-nucleotide messenger RNA. RefSeq names its product RAB9B, member RAS oncogene family (gene RAB9B). Gene Ontology annotation, biological process: retrograde transport, endosome to Golgi; Rab protein signal transduction. Gene Ontology annotation, molecular function: GTPase activity; GTP binding. The transcript is spliced from 2 exons. The coding region runs from base 429 to 1190 and encodes 253 amino acids. NCBI's taxonomy places the organism in Eukaryota, Metazoa, Chordata, Aves, Passeriformes, Muscicapidae. The record is from RefSeq and is a predicted model, not a curated record. Gene Ontology annotation, cellular component: late endosome; phagocytic vesicle; lysosome.
CAUACCAGGCUAUUGCCAGCUGGCUCACUUUCCUGGUUAGUAGAUUCAGGUGUGUGUUCAAUCAUCAAAUCAGAUUCCAGGGUGUGUGAGUAGGCAGGACAAGCAGAUCACAGUUAUUAUCAUCCCCUGAAUUGAGGGGAGACACAGGGGAGUGCACAGGAGCCUGUGCUGUCAUGUCAGAACUCCUUCAGUUUGUUCUUUUCUUACCUGGGGUUCAAGCAUGUGCAUUGUACUGGCUCUGCCCUGGCUGGAAAUGGGCUGUGUUCCAUUUCACCCCGGGCAAGGGAAACUCCUCAGUGCUUUGUUCUUGCUGUUUUACUCCAGCCAUCAGCAGUGCACGUGCAGGUUCCUAGAGCUCUGCUGUUGUCCUUCAAUCCUCGAUCAGCAUCACAAACUGAAAGACCACGAGGGCAGCUUUGGUAACCUUGAUGACUGAUGUUUGUUUUUUAGUGACUGAUACACUGGAGGAAGGUGUUCCUGGACAGUACUGGAGACAGAGCAGAACCCACAAGUCAAAUGGCUGUUUUGUACUAUUUCUGGCCCCUGCAGAUUGCCUUGGUACCCUGCCCCUCCGUCCUGCUGCAAUGAGUGGGAAGUCCUUGCUCCUAAAGGUCAUUCUCCUUGGAGAUGGUGGAGUUGGGAAGAGCUCCCUCAUGAAUCGCUACGUCACCAACAAGUUUGACUCGCAGGCGUUCCACACGAUUGGGGUGGAGUUCUUGAACCGGGACCUGGAGGUGGACGGGCGUUUUGUGACCCUGCAGAUCUGGGACACUGCGGGACAGGAGAGGUUCAAGAGCCUGCGGACGCCCUUUUACCGGGGAGCAGACUGCUGCCUGCUCACCUUCAGCGUGGAUGACCGGCAGAGCUUCGAGAACCUCUGCAACUGGCAGAAGGAGUUUAUCUAUUAUGCUGAUGUGAAGGACCCUGAGCACUUCCCAUUUGUAGUCCUGGGUAACAAGAUAGACAAACUGGAGAGACAGGUGAGCACAGAGGAGGCCCGGGCCUGGUGCAUGGAGAACGGUAACUAUCCGUACCUGGAGACUAGUGCCAAGGACGACACCAACGUAACCGUGGCCUUUGAGGAAGCUGUGCGCCAGGUGCUGGCGGUGGAGGAGCAGCUGGAGCACUGCAUGCUGGGCCACACCAUUGACCUGAACUCCAGCUCCAAAUCGGGCUCCUCCUGUUGUUGAGAGUGGCUGCUGCUUUGGGAGCGGCGCUCGAGCCAGCAGCUGGAUCAGAACACACCUGGGCAGCCCUGGGGCACUCUGAGGAGAGUGGCCACAAGGACAAGAGAUGGUUUGCUCACUGGGGAGCUGCAGCCUCGCCAUCUGAAUCCUGCCUGGAGCUUUCAGGCACAGAGCAUGU